UUUUAUCCUGCUUAGCGUUGACAGUUGUUACGCGAUGAUUCAUAGGGCGUUGAGACGAAACAUCGAAACGGUGCCAUAAAUACCUUUUUGAGAAAAAAAUCGCCGGGCAUUUUCAGCAUUUAAAAUAGAUUUGAAACAUUAAGUGUUUGGUUUUGAUGUUGAAAAGCUCUGACCACCAACACAGUAAAACUAUAUUGUUUAAUUCCAUGUGAAUUGAUGUCUUAGUAUCUGUGUUGAUGUAUCUGGCCGCCUUCGAAAACCUUAAGUGGGAGUGUGAUGUAAAUUGUUUCACACGUUACAACAAUGCUGACCGCGUGCGUGUUUCGGAACAUCAUCUUAUCGCCGUCACUUCAUCAUGAUACUGCUUCCCAAUGGUACAUUGUAGCCCUUUUGGGAGGGGAGCCAUCAUGUUAUAAAUACACCCAGUACAAAUCGAACCUCGUUGAGUAAUGUUGCGAUAGACUGGUGAACGUUUAGUGUACUUUUCGCUGGUUUAAGUUUUUGCCUUUUUAUUGAUUUGUUUAAAAUGGAGGUCCCUAGAGAUGAGAACAGCUCACCUGUUUGGUUAAAUGAUGAUUUUUUUCUUCAAGUGAUACGUGAAUUCACGCACGAUCCCAAUGCUCGGCUGUGUCAUGGAUGCAAGUUACGCCCUGGCACAAAGCCCGGUGAACAUUUCGCGAGUGUUAUGUACCGAACGACAAUUCACUACCGAUGUCAGCAAGGUAAGGAGGCGUCUGUCGAUGUGAUCAUGAAGAUCAAACCGUACCAGCCGGGGCUGAAAAAAGAUGUACUAGAGGAGGGAGAUCUGUUCCUUAGGGAGAUACGCAUUUACAGCCAAGUGUUGCCGGAGAUGAAACGGAGGUUGGAAGAAAUCGGAGAAACAUUUAACUAUCCUAGGCUUAUUUAUGCAUCGGAAAAGCCACACACUAUCUUGAUCUUGGAAGACGUUAGUGCCAAAGGUUGGGAGACUGGUGGGUACAUCACAUCGUUUGAGGAAGUGGUACCGGCUAUCAAAGCUAUUGCGAAAUUCCAUGCAGCAUCUGUCGUGAUGGAGCAAGAUGAUUCAUCCUUUGCCAACCGACACCGCUGUGAUGUGGCCGAUAAGUUUAAAGCGCUCGAUGGAAUGUUAAAGAAAAGCUUCAACGACCUAUUGGACUUCAUGCGAUCAACUGAAGAGUUUGCACACCUAGUCCUUCCCGUACAAAAAUUGCAAGGGAAAUUGCUCCAUUAUCUCAUCGAAAGCUACCGCCCAUCGUCGGAGUGCCUAAACGUGCUAGUGCAUGGGGAUUUCCAUUCGAAAAAUCUACUCCACCAGCAGAAUCCGAACGGACAGGUGCAGGAUACGAUGCUGAUAGACUAUCAAAUUUGUAGCUGGACUACACCGGUCGUCGAUUUAUACUAUCUGCUCGAUACGAUUGUCGAUCAGUCGGUGAAGGAGCAGCACGGCGACGCAAUGGUAUAUCUGUACUAUGAAGAGUUUCGACGGCUGUUGCAUCAGCUUGGAUGGCUUGGCCGUGUCACGUCCCUGCAGGAGCUACAUAUAGAGUUGCUUCGUAAAGGCGCCAUUGAGCUAUUCCAUUACGUGGCACUGUAUCCGUUUCGGUUUGUCGAUCGUUCAAAGAUCGACUUUGAAGCACUGCUGUCGGGCAAGGGAAGUAAUCCGGCGGCAAGCAGUCCCGUCUAUCGGCGUGUGAUGCGCGAAGUGCUGACAAAGUUUCUGCAUCAGGGUGUGAUGGAGCCGUAGCGUGCUCUUUGCUGCAGCUCUGGCUUGGUAUGUUUGGUACUUUGCUGAAGAACCACGUGAGCAGAAUGCGAUAGUGAAGGGUGUAUGCAAGAGUGGAAAUAAACAAAAAGAUAAUUACAUAAUGUUAUCUUAUCGCAACUCCGCUGGAGGUUGAGCGUGAGCAAGAUUUGCGAAUGUAUAGAGCAGUAUGCUGUAUGCGUACAUAUAUUCGAUCAUUGUAAUGGUGAAACACUUCGUUACGUUAAUUUGUUGUAUUAUUAUGAACUACAGUUGCAUAUGAUGCAUACAACUGUUAAUAAAAUUAUAAUAUUUUGAAUUGGAAUUGAAUGAAAUAAUAAUGAUAUUACAAUUAUUAUUAUAUCAGCAUAAGGUUCACAUGAUGAUGUCUCGAAAAUAAAUGUCUCUUUAAAUAUUUAA
Messenger RNA from Anopheles gambiae (African malaria mosquito), 2161 nucleotides. RefSeq lists its product as uncharacterized. The record is from RefSeq and is a predicted model, not a curated record. Lineage: Eukaryota; Metazoa; Arthropoda; Insecta; Diptera; Culicidae. Bases 527 to 1744 code for a protein of 405 amino acids. The transcript is spliced from 3 exons.